Messenger RNA from Tachysurus vachellii, 2840 nucleotides. Its product is annotated as interferon-induced GTP-binding protein Mx1. Gene Ontology annotation, biological process: defense response to virus. Gene Ontology annotation, cellular component: nucleus; microtubule; membrane. The transcript is spliced from 12 exons. The record is from RefSeq and is a predicted model, not a curated record. Gene Ontology annotation, molecular function: GTP binding; GTPase activity; microtubule binding. Bases 801 to 2714 code for a protein of 637 amino acids. Lineage: Eukaryota; Metazoa; Chordata; Actinopteri; Siluriformes; Bagridae.
GAAUGAAUGAAUCAUGAAACAUGAGGGACAGGUCUGCAGAGACGGGGCAGACACACAAGGAACAUAAACAAAAUGCACAUGGCCAAAGUCCGGGCAGAGUCCUGACAAUAAAUCCUAUUUACCCAUUUGUAAAUAGCUUUGGAUGGAAGCAUCUGCUAAAUGAAUACAUUUAUUAUAUUAGCAUUUUAGCAGAUAGCCAAUUAAACUAAACAUUACGCAUAAAAUAAUAAAAUUAAACCUAAACAUACAGUAUAUUAAAUAUAUAAAAUAUCAGACUAUCAACAUAUGACAGAUACCAUAAAAAUCUACUUUUUAUUUUAUAAUACUUCUUAUUCCUAGUAUUUUUUGUAUAAUUUCUGUCAAUGUGUACUUUGUAGCUGUAAUUCUGUAGCCCUACACACUCAACACCUUCACACAAAUAGUACCUAAAUAUAAUCUGUGAAAAAAACCCAUUAAAUCAGGACAAAUAUAACUGAAACAUUACCGAAACCUAACAACAGAUAAAUGCCGGCGCUUACUUUCGUUUCAGAAAAUGACUCGAUCCACAAGAGUCGAUUCUUUAAAGAACAUGAACUGUGUAUAAAGUAAGAAUGCAUUUUUGUAUUUGGCCAAACUUCGCCAGAGGAAUCAAUUUGAAUGAACCGAUUCCUGGUUUUGGCAUCAUUUAUAAAGCAUCCCGACGUACAAGUUUCCAUUUUACAGGAAAUAGUGGAAAUAGUAGAGCUGUUUACAGUGUAAACAAAGUAAGAUUAUUUGCUAAUAACUAUUUGUCUAUUUUCCGAGUGUAUUAGCUGUGAGAGAUGAGCGCGAGUCUAAGUGAACAGUAUGAGGAGAAGGUGCGUCCGUGCAUCGACCUGAUCGACUCUCUGCGCGCGCUCGGUGUGGAGAAGGACCUCGCGCUGCCCGCCAUCGCCGUAAUCGGAGACCAGAGCUCGGGGAAGAGCUCGGUGCUGGAGGCGCUGUCCGGAGUCGCGCUGCCCCGCGGGAGUGGUAUUGUGACAAGAUGUCCACUGGAGCUGAAGAUGAAGAGGAGCCAAGAGAAAGACUUCUGGCAUGGAAAGAUCAAGUACAAGAAAGAUAAUGAUCAGGAUUAUGAGGAAGAUAUCGAAGAUCCAGCAGAUGUGGAGAAAAGGAUUAGGGAAGCACAGGACCAUAUGGCUGGGGUCGGUGUGGGCAUUAGUGAUGAUCUCAUCAGCCUGGAAGUGACGUCAGCUGAUGUUCCUGACCUUACACUCAUUGAUCUGCCUGGUAUUGCCCGUGUAGCAGUUAAAGGCCAACCGGAGAACAUUGGAGAACAGAUUAAGAGGCUGAUCCGAAAGUUCAUCGUGAAACAAGAAACCAUCAACCUGGUGGUGGUGCCGUGUAACGUGGACAUUGCCACUACUGAAGCGCUGAAGAUGGCACAGGAAGUUGAUCCAAAUGGCGAAAGAACCCUUGGCAUCCUAACAAAGCCUGACCUGGUGGAUAAAGGCACAGAGGAUACAGUGGUGUCCAUCAUCAAUAACGAAAUCAUUUACCUUACUAAGGGCUACAUGAUUGUCAGGUGUCGAGGGCAGAAAGAGAUCAUGGACCGCGUCUCUCUGCUUGAAGCCACCGAGAAGGAGAAGGACUUCUUUAAAGAGCACCCACAUUUCAGUGAGCUGUAUGAAGAAGGCAAGGCCACCAUUCCGAACCUGGCUGAGAAACUCACGCUUGAACUUGUCCAUCACAUUGAGCUAUCUCUUCCACGACUGGAGGAGCAGAUUGAGGUCAAGCUGGCUGAAACUCAAGCUGAAAUGGAUCGUUAUGGCUCGGGGCCUCCUACAGAACUAGGAGAGAGGAUCUUCUUUCUGAUUGAUAAAGUCACAGCGUUCACUCAGGAUGCUAUUAACCUCACGACAGGAGAGGAACUGAAGAACGUCCAACAUCUCAACAUCUUCUCGAGCCUGCGGAUGCAGUUUGCUCUCUGGAAGACUCAUCUGGACAAAUCAGGCGAGGCGUUUAACAUGAGGAUUGAAAAGGAAGUGAAUGAAUAUGAAGAAAAAUACAGAGGCAGAGAACUCCCAGGAUUCAUCAAUUACAAGACGUUUGAGGUGAUGGUGAAGGACCAGAUCAAACAGCUGGAGGAACCUGCCAUCAGGAGACUGAAAGAAAUCUCAGAUCUUAUUAGGAAGAACUUUGUUCAACUGGCCCAACAGAGCUUCACAGGCUUCCCUAAUCUCCUCAAAAUGACAAAGGCUAAGAUCGAGUCCAUAAAGCAGGCAAAGGAGUCGGAGGCCGACUCAAUGCUGAGGACUCAGUUUAAGAUGGAGCUGAUUGUCUACACUCAAGACAGCAUGUACAGCAACACCCUGAGCAUGCUGAAGCAAGAAGGAGAGAGAGAGAAGAACCUAAAUGAUGGCAUGACGACAUGUAACCCAGUUCGUAUUUACUCAAGUAGUUUAUUCACUCAGUUGGACAACAAAGCCACUCUUGAGGAACUCACGUUUCACCUCAAGUCUUAUUACAGUAUUGCAUGUAAGCGUCUGGCUGACCAGUUGCCGCUGGUGAUCAGGUACCUGUUGCUGCAGGAGUCGGCAGCACAGCUGCAGAGGGAAAUGCUACAGCUCCUGCAGGAAAAAAGCAACACGGAUCAGCUGUUGAAAGAAGAUCAUGACAUCGGUAGCAAACGCAACAACCUGCAGAGCCGCCUUAAGCGUCUGUUGGAGGCCCGCGACUACUUGGUCAGGUUUUAGAGUUAUAUAUAGUGUAUACUUUGGAAAUGGUGUUAAUGUUGAUCAUUUUAAUGAAGAAAAAGAAAAAAAGAUACAUAAAAUAUAUGAAUGCUGUAAUGAACUAAUAAAAUGACAAACAAAACAUAA